Chaetomium strumarium is the source of this 333-nucleotide messenger RNA. Its product is annotated as mitochondrial ribosomal protein L31-domain-containing protein. The coding region runs from base 1 to 333 and encodes 110 amino acids. The transcript is spliced from 3 exons. Gene Ontology annotation, molecular function: structural constituent of ribosome. Gene Ontology annotation, cellular component: mitochondrial large ribosomal subunit. Lineage: Eukaryota; Fungi; Ascomycota; Sordariomycetes; Sordariales; Chaetomiaceae. The record is from RefSeq and is a predicted model, not a curated record.
AUGUUCGGGCCCUUCAGAAUCACAAAUUCCCUAAGCGGGGGGCUUCUAUGGAAGAUUCCCUGGCGCCUGUCGCCGACACAGAAGGCUCGGCAACGGAAGCGGUUACGGGCUGUCGACCAGGUCGUCGAAACGCUGAGCAACGCGUUAGCUAAGAAGGGCGAGACGCUUAAAGCUCUGGAACGGUGGAAGGCGGAGAUGCCGACCGAGGCGCAAAUGCUCCCCAGGGACAAGUACACAAUGUUCGACCGGAAAGCCAAGAGGUAUCGCAAGGGCAUUCACAAACUCCCCAAGUGGACACGUGUGUCGCAGAGAAUCAACCCGCCUGGUUUCUAG